UUUUUGCGCAAGCUUGACGGAUUUGGUUAAAGCACGAUAGCAAUCUCUCACGUAAUAAUGUGGACAUAAACACUAUAUAAAUACAGAAUAUAUCUAAUUUAAGUAUCAUUUCUAUCCUACAUUGUAAGGACAUAGUAAAUUUAGAGUGUGUUCUUUCUCUUUUUGACUUGUUUUUAUAGACGCGGACAAACUUCCUUUUUGCGGUUCGGUCCUACCCAGUAGGUUUCCCUACGCAUAUUACAGCGUUAGUAACCAUGAUUUUCCUCGCGCGGGGACAGAAAAUAACACACAUUUAACUCCACGUCUGUCGACAAAAGGCAACAGCGGCAUCUUUAAAGGUCAGUUAGCAUUUUCUUGCUGCGAAAGUUGUAGUUAAAUAACAAGGUCAGUGACCAACAAGUUACGUCGUUGCAGGAGAACACUGUUACCAAAGGCAUAGUAACACGUACUAGUCCGUGCGGUGACUAAAAGUUACAAACGUUUGUACACUAAUACUCGAACUCGCGCUCACAUAUAGUCCGUAAGUGUAAAUUCCCUUUAGCAUAGGUACCGUAAGCUGAACCAGCACACACAGUCACAUAAGUUGAAAAAACCAAAGGACCACCCUCGAUGAGAAGGGCGUUUAUUUAAGUGUCCAUGUCGUAAGGAUGAUGGAGCAGUAGAAAAGGGAAGACGUGAGAGACUUGGACGUACCUCCAGAUUAAUGGGAAGAAUGUCUCGAAUCUUGUUGGACACUCCGAACACUUUGCCUGGGAUACCACGCAGUGUUCUCUCGGUGCCUAUGGAGAAUAAAUACAAAUGUCAGCAGUGUCUCCAGGUCCUGAGGAAGCCUGUCCAGGCUCAGUGCGGCCAUCGCUUUUGUGUGCACUGCUUCAAGCAGCUCACCAGCUCGGGGCCAAAGCCUUGUGAAGCCUGUCGCCAGGAGGAAAUUUUUGAAGAGCCUGUUUCGAUUCUGAACAGUAAUGAGGCUUUCCCUGACAAUGCAGCGGGCCGAGAAAUUGCAAGUCUACCAGCAAAGUGUUUGAACCAGGGCUGCCCGUGGACAGGCUCAGUGAAGGAGUACGAGAGCCAACACGAAGGCCGCUGUGAAUUUGAACAAAUCCAAUGCGAGGCCUGUAAAGUCUGGGUCCUCCGCACGGAGAAGUGCCGACACGAUGAUAGAGAAUGUGAGGCCAGAACGCUCAACUGCAAGUACUGCAAAGUGACGUUCAACUUCAAAGAAAUCAAGGCUCACGAUGAAAUCUGCCAAAAGUUCCCCUUGCAAUGUAAAGACUGUGGCAAAAAGAAGAUCCCAAGGGAAAAGUUCAGCGACCACACCAAAAACUGCAACAAGUCCAAGAGCGCCUGCCCUUUCAGUGGAGUGGGCUGCAAGUCUGUGACAGAGAACGGGAAGCUCGGCGACCAUGAGCACAGCAGUACCAUUGAGCACUUACGCCUGCUGUUGUCCAUGGUAAUGUCGCUGGUCCAUGCACGUGCAGACACUGUCAGUACAGGGGAGUGGCAGGAGGAUUCUGGUCUGGGCCUGUACAGAGCUCCAGAGGAGGCAGUCGUGAGCAGCACUGGAGCUUCAGCCUCGUUGCAGUCUGUGACUCUAGAUAAAAAAGUUACCGCUUUAGAAAACAUUGUGUGCGUCCUGAAUCGAGAAGUGGAGCGAAGCUCGGUCACAAUGGAGGCCUUCACACAUCAACACCGUUUAGACCAAGAGAAGAUUGAAAAUCUAUCUAACAAAGUCAGACAACUGGAAAGAACCGUCAACAUGAGGGACCUGCAGCUGUCGGAGACGGACCAGCUGCUGAGGGAGCUCCAGUUCUGCACCUACGAUGGGGUUUUUGUGUGGAAAAUCACAGACUUUGCGCGUCGGAGACAAGACGCCGUUGCAGGUCGGACGCCGGCCAUGUUCUCACCUGCAUUUUACUCUAGCAAAUAUGGCUACAAAAUGUGUCUUCGGCUCUACUUAAACGGCGACGGAACCGGCCGAGGAACUCACCUAUCGCUGUUCUUCGUGGUCAUGAGGGGCAGGUUUGAUGCUCUGCUCAAGUGGCCUUUUAGUCAGAAGGUGACGCUGAUGCUGUUGGACCAGAACAACAGGGAACACAUCAUCGACGCUUUCCGCCCCGACGUGACCUCCACGUCCUUCCAGCGGCCCAUCAGUGAGAUGAACAUCGCCAGCGGCUGUCCGCUGUUCUGUCCGCUGGCCAAACUGGCGGGCAAGAGCCAAUAUCUGCGAGAUGACACCAUCUUCAUCAAAGCCAUCGUAGACCUCACAGGUUUAUAGAGAACCAGCUGUGGAAGCUGCUAUACAAGGCUACAUGGGGGCAGUGGUGGCUAGGUGGUUAAGGAAGUGGACUUGGGUCCGGUUCGAUUCCACCCCGGCUCACUUUGGCGAUGGGUGAAAAGCAGAGGUCACAUUACGUUGUGUGUGCAGUGGUAUGCUGUGUCACAAUGACAAAAAAAUUCACUUUUGUGUGAAGAAGAGUUUUCAGUGAUCAUUAAAUAAUAUAUAUUUUUAUUAUUAUUAUUAUAAUAAUUAUUAGGGUUGUCAAACUAUAACAUUUUUGGUUUAAUCCUGAUUAAUUCAGAUAAAGCAACGUUCUAAAAUAUGACUAAAAAAAGGUUUUUUCCUGUGUAUUCACGAUAAAUUCCACAUGAAGGAAUUAUUUAAAAAAUCACAAACCUUAACGACCCAAGUCGAUAGACAUUAUUCAUAAACUCCUGGGAAUCAUGAUGCGAGAUGACCCAAAAAAAAUAAAUUUGCGACCCACCUGAGGGUCACGACCCAGUCUUUGGGGAACAUGGAUGGAGUUAUCCAGAUAAAUUGCGCCUUAUUGGGUUGAAAUACAUUAAAAAAUGUAAAGAUUUUGACAGCCCUAAUAAUAAUAGUUAUAUAAUAUGUGACCAUGACAUAUAUGUGUUUAGUCACAUGCACAUAUAUUUUAUAUAUAUAAAAUAAUAUAUUACAUAAAUAUUUUACAUACAUAUAUAAUAUAUUGUAUGAUGAAAGCAUAGUUGGUUCGAUCGUAUGUGAUGGGAAAAGUUCCUACUUCAUAUGAGAAUUUCCUCUUCUUUUUCACGGCCUUUGCAUGUGUUCGUUUGUGUGGGUUUGCGUGUGUUCACACCCGUUUGUGUUGCUUCGUGAUUUCCCCUUCACUCCCACUGACAACGAGGUUUGUUUACACCAGUGGUUUUCGUCCUGGAUCUGUCUCUUACGUAUAUGCAGUCUACGGUAACGCUCUAGCUAGUUCGUCAACAUGUAAACUUGCAGAUAGAAAACUAUGCACUACAGCAAAUAUGAUGUAAAAUAUUAGACUAAAAAGUAGAUUCUUCGCACGCCUUUCUUUCAUCAAAAGUUUUUUUGUUUUUUUCUGGACACAAAAAGAUAUUUAAUGCUAGGUUUGUGUUCCCGGGCGUAGCAUACUGAUCUAUACCACGUAAUAGAAUUUAACAACAUAUAUUAAAAACACUUAGAAUAUACUGUAUUAUCACACAGUGGAAUUCAUAUAAACCAACGUACUAUCAAUACACCUUGUACCGAUAACAAAUAUUCACAUUAUUAUACGGAUGGAUUUUUUUACUAAUUAUAGUAAAACUCGUUAAUGCUUAGAUAGUACAUAUAUAUAGUAAUUUUAACCCAAUAUAAUACUAAUAUGGCGAGAUUCAUUUUCCCAUGUUUCCUCUCUGCGGGUGGAGCCUCAGAACCUGGUUUUUAAUUUAUUCUGAUCAUACACACGCUUUUCUGUAGACGUGUGGUGUUGGGCCGUGAAUCCUGUUGAUUAAUGGUUUCUUUGACAGAUUCAUUUCCCUGUUUUAUUCUGUAUGGUUAGUUAAAAGGAAAUUAAAAGGCCUUUUUUGUAAACUUU
Messenger RNA from Cynoglossus semilaevis (tongue sole), 3857 nucleotides. It is a transcript of the gene traf2b, whose product is annotated as Tnf receptor-associated factor 2b. Gene Ontology annotation, biological process: regulation of apoptotic process; positive regulation of canonical NF-kappaB signal transduction; signal transduction. NCBI's taxonomy places the organism in Eukaryota, Metazoa, Chordata, Actinopteri, Pleuronectiformes, Cynoglossidae. The record is from RefSeq and is a predicted model, not a curated record. The coding region runs from base 704 to 2275 and encodes 523 amino acids. Gene Ontology annotation, molecular function: zinc ion binding; ubiquitin-protein transferase activity; tumor necrosis factor receptor binding. The transcript is spliced from 11 exons. Gene Ontology annotation, cellular component: cytoplasmic side of plasma membrane; plasma membrane signaling receptor complex.